AUGCUCUGCAGGUGCUCCUCGAGCUCGGCAAUGGCGGAUCUCCAGACAAAUUUCGCAAGGUUUCUUUCUCCCUUCUUCCUUUCUCUUCUCCUUCUUCUUUGUCACUCUUCACUUCAUGAAUGAAGAUGUUCGACGGCAACGCCUGCUCCCCGGCUCUCUGUCUUCCUCGGUGCUUGCAGUUCGGUGAGUAAAUGAUUGCGUUCAGUGGCGUCCGAGGUGGGAGGGGAGCGAUUUGGAUGCCCUUCGUUUAAGCAAAAUCCGGAGAUAGCACUUGUUGCUUUCAUCACCGAGGCGUCUUUUCUUUCUUUUGACGGCUACGUGCUUCCCCUUGUCUCCCGUCUUCUAUUCUAAGAUCUCCCAUUUCGGUCCCCGGCUCGGUUUGUUUGCGUGCGGCGGUCUCAGAGGAAAAGAGGAAACUUUGAAGUGAUCGUCACUUGUUUGACUCAGAAGAUGGUGUUGCAGAGUUAGAGAUCGCUUCUCCUUUUGAACUGGUUCGUGAAUUUUAAUCCGAGUGUUGGAAGAGCAAAAUGCCAAAAAGUUGAGAUUUUUAUUGUGCUUUCGUGGGAUUUCGGAAUCUACGGCAAGAAAUGAGUCCCAGAUUAGUGUUCAUGGCUGCUUCUGCACUCUGGUUAGCGAUGUCCUGUCUCGGAGUGGGCGCUGGCAGACUGGCGGAGGACAAGCAGGCAUUGAUAGAUUUCCUCGCCGCCAUCCCCCUCACACGCGGCCUCAAUUGGAGUCCGUCCACUGCCGUCUGCGGCCGCUGGACCGGCGUCACCUGUAGCAUCGACGGCUCCCGCGUCGUCGCCGUCCGCCUCCCGGAGAUCGGAUUCGGCGGCCCGAUCCCGCCCAACACCCUCAGCCGCCUCUCGGCCCUCCAGAUCCUGAGCCUCAACUCUAACAACCUCACGGGUCCCUUUCCCGCAGAUUUCGCCAACCUCACCGCCCUCACCGGCCUCCAUCUCCAGCUCAACAGCUUCUCCGGCCCCCUGCCGUCGGAUUUCUCGCCGUGGAAGAGUCUCACGUCUCUCGAUCUCUCCUUCAAUGACUUCAACGGGGAAAUCCCAGCUUCCAUCUCCGGCUUAACUCAGCUCACCGCGCUGAACCUCUCUAGCAACUCGUUCUCCGGCCAAAUUCCAGAUCUUGAGCUCCCAAACCUCCGAUUUCUUGAUCUCUCCGAUAACAAUCUUAAUGGCCCGAUUCCCAAAUCCCUCCGUGGUUUUCCAAAUUCAUCAUUUUCUGGUAAUGCUUUGUCAUCAACUCCAUCUCCGCUGCCGCCUUCUCCUCCGCUGUUUCCAAGCUCUAUAACCACGAGGAAGAUGAGUGAAUCCACCAUCCUAGGAAUCAUAGUCGGCGGAUGUGCUUUGUUAUUCGCCAUGCUUGCGCUAUUUCUCUUCCUUUGCUGCUCCAGGAAAGACGAGAUUUUUGUCUCUGGUAAGGGGAGGAGAAGGGACCGGUCACCAGAGAAAGCUGUCGCUGGAAGUCAGGAUGCGAACAACCGGCUCGUCUUCUUCGAGGGCUGCACGUUUGCAUUUGAUUUAGAGGAUCUGCUGAGGGCUUCUGCAGAGGUUUUAGGGAAGGGAACGUUUGGGACUGCAUACAAAGCUGUGCUGGAGGACGCGACGACGGUGGUGGUGAAGCGGCUGAAGGAGGUCGGCGUGGGGAAGAGAGAGUUCGAGCAGCAGAUGGAGAUGGUGGGCAUGGUAAAGCAUGAGAACGUGGUGGAGCUGAGGGCGUAUUACUACUCCAAAGACGAAAAGCUCGUGGUGUAUGACCAUUACAGCCGGGGGAGUGUCUCUUCCUUGCUGCAUGGGAAGAGAGGGCAGGAGAGGACACCUCUGGACUGGGAAACCAGGCUCAAGAUAGCGCUCGGAGCUGCAAGAGGGGUCGCACACAUUCACGUGGAGAACAAUGGAAAGCUCGUCCAUGGCAACAUCAAAUCGUCCAAUGUCUUCCUCAACGACCAGCACUACGGCUGCGUCUCCGACCUGGGCUUGCCAUCCCUCAUCAACCCGAUGCUCCCACGCCUGUCCCGCACCGCAGGUUACCGUGCACCCGAGGUUGUCGACACAAGGAAAGCGUCACAACCUUCCGACGUCUACAGUUUUGGCGUUCUCAUCCUCGAGCUGCUCACCGGGAAGUCCCCCAUUCAGAUAACGGGCGGCGGCGGUGGUGGUGAUGAGGUGGUCCAUUUGGUCCGCUGGGUUCACUCUGUUCUCCGCGAGGAAUGGACUGCAGAGGUGUUCGACGUGGAGCUGCUGAGGUAUCCCAACAUCGAGGAGGAGAUGGUGGAGAUGCUUCAGAUCGCCAUGAAUUGCGUGGCGAGGAAACCGGAGCGGAGGCCGAAGAUACCAGAGGUGGUUGGAAUGAUCGAAGGGGUGAGAAGAUUCGAUAGCGGGAAUCGGUCUUCCACAGAAGCCAUAUCAGAGAGUUCGACACCAACACCAGCACAGGAUGCAGAAGCCCAAACAACUCCACAGCGAGGCUAAGCGUGUUGACGCUUUCGUGAAUGCUUCUUAUUAGUGUGAUUCUCCAUCGUAGGAUAUAACUUUCGUUCAGAUUCUUUGGCUUCUGCAGAAGAUGUAUCUGUAGGUCUAUCAUUGAGGGGCAGAACACCACUACCCUGUGAAUGUGUUGUUUCCUGAGCUAUUCCGUCUAAUUUGAUUUAAUGGCUUGUGCAUUACUUGAUA
Musa acuminata subsp. malaccensis (wild Malaysian banana) is the source of this 2687-nucleotide messenger RNA. RefSeq names its product probable inactive receptor kinase At4g23740. Gene Ontology annotation, biological process: protein phosphorylation. Gene Ontology annotation, molecular function: protein binding; ATP binding; protein kinase activity. Lineage: Eukaryota; Viridiplantae; Streptophyta; Magnoliopsida; Zingiberales; Musaceae. The record is from RefSeq and is a predicted model, not a curated record.